Messenger RNA from Sycon ciliatum, 2570 nucleotides. RefSeq names its product proline-rich protein 36-like. The transcript has 3 exons. Bases 538 to 1521 code for a protein of 327 amino acids. The record is from RefSeq and is a predicted model, not a curated record. Lineage: Eukaryota; Metazoa; Porifera; Calcarea; Leucosolenida; Sycettidae.
ACCAGCUCAGCUAACACAAUCCGGAUCGUCUCCACUGCCACCAGUACUGGCGUAACGCUCCGCUGUGACUUGCUCGCGCUCCAGGUCGUUGUAUUUCAGUAGCAGAUUCGGAAAACCGGCCAUGUAGCACGAUCAGUUGGCUGAAGAUCGUGACUACGUGAAACUCGGAGUUGCAACACCGCUUCCCCUCCCUCUCUCCCUUGCGUAGCACACAGGUAUUAGUAUUGUCUGGCAUUUGCAACGACAUGAGAAACCCAAGCAAAGACCAGCUUAGCUAAUCUCGUCGUUUAGGCGGCCAUCGUCCACACUGGCAUAGUCAGUGCAGUCGUGUCUAGGGGAGUUUCUAGUCCUAGCGCGGUCGUUCCGUGCUGGAGUCUGCACCACAGUCAGGAGUCUGCACCACAGUAAGGAGUCUGUGCCGCAGUAAGGAGUCCGUACCGCAGAAAGAGGAGUGAGCGUGUAUCGAAGGUCGGCGGAACUAACUGCCGCAGGGACAUUCGUGCAAGGCGUGGUUGAGACUCACAGUCCGGGACAAGCAUGGCAGAAUGCGGUGCCCUGUACGGAGCUAUCGGCGUGGAGACGGCUCUACUGCUGGCCGCAAUCAUUGUCAUCGCUCUACUCGCCAGGCAAGUGACUCUACUGAAGAGGGCACUGUCGGCGACGUCAGACCCGGAGAAAGACGGCGGUGGGCGCGGGGCUGGCACCACGGCCGCGGUGUACUCAGACCAGGUUACCGAGAUUGGUGAUGGCGAGACGUCUCAACAAGCGAGCCUUUCGGUGAACACCGCCGCCGCAUCAGCUAGUGUUGACCUCGACGAGGAAGUAAACAAAUCUGGCAACCAGAACGAGCGCAAACUACCCAGCACUAGACCUGCUCCGGCAGUCGUACCUCAGCCACCGCAGCGAGCACGCUCGCACAGUGUCGACAACGUCAUCGAGCGGAAGACGUCCGAGUCCGCUUCAGCGCCCGCAGGCAAACGACCAGCCAACGUCAGGAUGGUGAAGUCGUCAGGACGGAGACAGUCCUCGCAUAGUGACCUCACGGUUCAGGGCACACCGCCUGCACUACCCCCUGACCAGCACAACCAAGCCACUCCGGAUCUCCAGCAAUCUUACCAGAACAUGGCGCUGAACUCCACUCGGCCCGUCUCUUGCGAGCUCGCGCCCAGCAGGAAUAUGAGCAGUGGGACGUCGUCUGGCAAGCAACCGGCAGCCAGUCAUAACACUGUUACCAUAACAUCCAGCAUACGGUCUGACGAUUUCAGCAGCCGCCCAGUGCCGGCGCGUGCAUUGCCAUCCAACAGCAUCAGCAGCAGCAGCAGCACUGCGGCGAAUCCGCAGGAGAUGCAGCGCUCGGCCAGCGUGGGGCAAGCUGCAGCUCCUAUCAACUACACCAUGGUGGAGCUCAAGGCAGCGCCGACAACACAGAAGCAGCAGCAGCAGCAGCGGCCCAGCAUGCUGGCGGCUCCACCAUCACAACUGCCCACCCUCUAUACAGAUGUCGUGCUGAAGACUAAGUGAAAGCAGAACGCGGCCUGCUCUUGGCAUCCACUCCACCUACAACACCACCUCGUGUCGUUCAUGAUUGGCUGGCUUCAGACUAGUAGUAGUGCUGGCAACUGAAAUCCGACCCCUGAGCAGUGCGUCCACAUUAUAGCGGUCUCUAUUUCGUAGUUUUACUAUCCCAUGUUGGGUCUUGGCAAUGUGAGCGCACCGCACCGCUCAGGGGGUCGGAUUUCAGUUGCCAGCACUGUAGUAGUGCGGGACAUGCGGCCGCUAAACACCGGAAGAGUCCAGUGAUGGCGGCGACGAUGGUUCAGUGAUGUCACCGUAUGCGUUUGUCGUCCCAUGUACUAGUGGUCAGCUGAUCAGGCGGUUGCCGAUACUGCAGCCAUGACAACCCACUGAUGGGCUGGACCUGGGUACACACAUCGGAAUAUUAUCAUGCGGUCAUUAUUAUUAAACGCAUGAAUCACAUUAAUUUUUUUAGUUUGCCUGGUAGCUGUCUAAACACGAAAAACGUCAGAGUUCGUCAAACAUACAUUGAACACAUUUUUAAAUGAUACAUGUGCGGCCAUCGAUAGAUGUGUGUUUUGCAUUGAUGAUUGGAAUACUGCUGUAGAACAUAUUCCGGGACUAAGACAUAAUCUGACGUAUGCAAACCAAUUCCAAUGACCAAUGUCUGCAUUGAUUAUAGUCUUCACUGCUCUGAUUAAAUGGCAAUGGCGUAAUUAUAAUGCUUGUGACGAUACCUUUCUUGUGAUAACGUUAGAGCAACGUCAGGCAGAAGUGAUGGAGGACUAUCAAAAUCAUAAAGCGAACUAGCAACCCACAGUCUAGCAUGGUAAGAAUGGAACUCGUUAAACACAUCAUCAGGAUUAUAUGGCGUGUUUCCUUUCCAUGCGAGUGUCUGGCAUUCUCAUUCUAUGGCAGUGCUCGCUUCGUUGAAUUUCGCUGCAUUUGAGUAGGGUUCCAGUUUCCUUAUCACAUUCUUCCUUUCACGCAAUUGUUAUCACUACUUGAAUUGUGUUCUACUCCUCCGUAAAUUGCAAAUUGUGUUUUCAUCAGGA